This is a messenger RNA of Mya arenaria, 1288 nucleotides long. Its product is annotated as ryncolin-1-like. The transcript is spliced from 11 exons. NCBI's taxonomy places the organism in Eukaryota, Metazoa, Mollusca, Bivalvia, Myida, Myidae. Bases 38 to 1288 code for a protein of 416 amino acids. The record is from RefSeq and is a predicted model, not a curated record.
AGGCGCUUCAAAGAAGCCUUACCGAACGUCUGAGGACAUGCUCUACGUUGUUAUAGGAAUAAGCCUUCUGGUGUGCGCUUCUGAGGGUUUGUUGUGCCUGAAAUGCAACGAUGUUGCCCAGCCGAGACAUUGUACGACCGUCGUUGAAUGUCCGCAGUCUGACGUAUGUUACGUUGACCGAUCUGUAAAUGACAUAGGAGAAACUAGUUAUAUCCUAGGAUGUUCACCUGAAAAUAUUUGCACCAACAUUACCUCAACGUCCCAGUCCAGCAGAUGUACAAAUUGUUGUGGAUCAGAUUUAUGUAACCAUCAGGCGUGUGGAGAACCGGACUAUCCUGUCGACAGGGGCCCUAUUUGCUACAGCUGCCAUGAUCCAGUACCAGCCGGCAGAUGUCACAAUAUUGAAUUUUGUAGAAGUGGAGAAGAAUGUAGCGUCACUGGGAAACAAUUAUUCGGAACCAUGGUUUUCACGUCCAAGUGCCAAAAGGCCUUUGCUUGUGAACCUCACAAUUCCGAUGGUGUACUGGUCGGAAAGCGAGACGAACUCAAUGAGCGAUCCUACGAUGACCAAGGCUGCGAAUCGUGCUGUAACGCCGACCUUUGCAAUCAGCAAUGCUUCACACAUUCGUAUGCCGAUUGCUCUGAGGUACACAAAGCUCACCCAGAUCUCCCUUCUUCAAUCUAUACCAUCACAUUGUGGAACACAAAUAGUCGAGCGGAGGUGGUCUGUGAUAUGGAUACGGACGGGGGUGGAUGGACGGUUUUUCAGCACCGCGUCAAUGGAAGUGUCGAUUUCUACCGGAACUUCUCUUCUUAUGAGAACGGGUUUGGAUCCCUGCAUGGGGAGUUCUGGCUUGGGCUGUCCCUGAUGCAUGAGAUGACGUCGCAUACCACAAACGAGUUACGAAUCGACAUACAAAGAGCUAAUGGAAGCCUCGGAUAUGUAGUUUACCCAAAGUUCAGAAUAGAAGCUGCCCCAACAUACAUUUUGCGCAUUGGAAACAAAACAGACUACGGCGGAAUUUCAUCUACGUCGGUUGAUUCCUUUACGGAUACAGGCUAUGGAGGAGCCGUCGAUAUGGCGUUCACGACCUUUGAUAGGGACAAUGACCUAAUUGUCGAGAACUGUGCUUUACUUUAUCACGGUGCGUGGUGGUACCAUAGUUGCUACAAAUACGCGAACUUGAACGGAGAUUAUGUGACGCCAGGGACAGAUUCUAACAAUGCAAUAAAGUUUGAUAGUAUGACUUCUUUAAAAACCAGUAGACUGAUGUUCAGAACAGCGUAA